Molecule: messenger RNA, 2492 nt
Organism: Myxocyprinus asiaticus (Chinese sucker)
Lineage: Eukaryota; Metazoa; Chordata; Actinopteri; Cypriniformes; Catostomidae
Product: palmitoyltransferase ZDHHC6
Exons: 11
Coding region: 434-1672 (412 amino acids)
Biological process (GO): protein palmitoylation
Cellular component (GO): Golgi apparatus
Molecular function (GO): palmitoyltransferase activity
Source: RefSeq, a predicted model, not a curated record
UUAUUUGUCGGUCCCUUCCUGUAAAUGGUUCCGACGUGGUGUCAUUUGCGGUUGUUAUUGCAUUAUCGUUCUCGACAAAACAUAUUUUGAUUGAUACACUAUCAUUGGCGUGGCUGUUAAAUCUGGGCAGUUUUUUCUUUGAAACUGAUCGCCGGAGAAGACACGAGGAAGGAAGUCUCGAGGAGGUAUGCGAUGGAUGGCUCGGCUUCAGCUCGAGAAUAGAGCAAUCAGAGGCUUAUUACGGAAGGAUGCUACACGCUGACAGAGCCUGUAACUCUAGGAAACGGCUGGCCCCUGUGACUGGUGACGUAGCCGAUCGUUGGUUGUUUCGGAGAAGAUUAUGGUUAAUUCAUUGCAGUAAACACAGACCGCACGCCUGACUACGUGAUCAGUUACUUUGGGGAACUUAAAGACGUUGCAAUACUACUAAACCAUGAACAUACUAUCUGCUAUAAUUGUGUUUGAGAACCUCCAUGAGGUCAAGAGGCUUUUUCACUGGGGUCCUAUCAUCGCACUGACAGUCAUCGGUGUGUGCUCCUCCAUGGCUGUACUGGACUCCAUUAUCUGGUACUGGCCACUGGACACCACUGGAGGCAGCAUCAACUUCAUUAUGCUCAUUAACUGGACUGUCCUCAUUCUUUACAACUACUUUAAUGCCAUGUUUGUGGGCCCUGGGUAUAUUCCUCUAGAGUGGAAUCCGGAAAAGCAACAAGACAUAAUGUACUUACAGUUCUGUAGAUUGUGCCAAGGUUAUAAAGCUCCUAGGUCACAUCACUGUCGGAAGUGUAACAGGUGUGUGAUGAAAAUGGAUCAUCAUUGUCCUUGGAUCAACAACUGCUGUGGUCACUUGAAUCAUGCCUACUUCACCAGCUUCCUUCUGCUUGCUCCUCUGGGCUGUAUACAUGCUGCAUUUAUCUUUGUCAUGACCAUGUACUCUCAACUCUAUGAUAGGAUCUCAUUUGGGUGGAGCACAGUGAAGAUUGACAUUAGCGCUGCUCGGCACAUCCACCAUCCCAUUAUGCCUUUCAGCAUUGCAGCGUUCGCAGCCACUCUCUUCGCAUUGGGAUUGGCGCUGGGUACCACAAUUGCUGUCGGCAUGCUGUUUUUUAUACAGAUGAAGGUGAUUCUUCGAAACAAAACUUCAAUAGAAGUAUGGAUUGAUGAGAAAGCCAAAGACAGAAUCCAGUACUACCAAACAGGUGAAGAGUUUAUCUUCCCCUAUGACCUGGGCAGCCGAUGGGAGAACUUUAAACAGGUGUUUACCUGGUCUGGUACCCCCGUGGGAGAUGGAAUCGAAUGGCCUGUACAUGAAAAGUGUCACCAGUAUACUCUAACCAUUGAGCAGCUGAAGCAAAAACAUGAUAAACGUCAGCGAAGUGUGGAAUACAGAGUUGUGGAGGACUUCAAUGGGGCUUGUUGCCCACUGGCGAAGGGGCUAAACACUUUCUUUAGGACACCAUGUACAGAGGAGCCCAGGAUUAAACUCACAAAGGGGGAAACCAUCUUUGCUACAAGGGGAACAAAGUGGUGGAUGUAUGGAGAUAAAGUUUUGAAAGAGGAACAGGCAAAAGCUGGAGUUCGUAUUAGAGGAUGGUUCCCACGACGAUGUGUUGAGAAGUGUCACUAUGACUCGGCGAAUGAUUCGACAAGUGAAGAAAAAAAAGAACAAUAGUGCAGAAUUGUACAUUUCACUGUUCAUUUUAAACAGAGGACCUAAUAUUAGGGCCAUGCAUUUUUAACCCAGCAGUGAUGCAAAUUUCUAAAGUGUAUUGUGUCAUGUCUAAUUCUUUUGUAAUGCUGUUCAAUAGCACCAGCGCUAAGUGUUGACAAAUCGGUGGCAAAACCAACAGAUAAACCCUGCUGGAACAAAAACAGCUUAAAACCAGCCUAAGCUGGUUUGCUGGGACCGGAUUCACAAAACGUUCUUAAGAAGAAAAUUCUUCUUAACUACCAUUUUCUUCUUUAAUUUCUACGAAUAUUUUGUAUUCCCAAAAAACUUCUUAAGAAAGUUCUUAUCUUUUUUUUCUGAAGAACUAUUUCAUGAAUCCGGCCCCUGGUUAGUAGAGGAAUUUUGGGCUGGUUUAAGCUGUUUUGUUUAGCAGGGCUGGCACCCCAAAGUUAACUUCUGUAAACUUCUGUAAUAUAACAUUUUAUUUCCAAAGAACAGCUGGCAGAGAAAUUGAUUUUUUUUUUUUUUAAUGCAAUCAGGGGCAUAUGGCAUUAUGUUCUGUAUUAGGUAUUAUUAAGAUGUUUACUUGAAACAUUUCUCUCUUUCUUUCUUUAUUCCUUUCUCUCUUGCUUGCUCUCUCUGUCUUUGAUGCUACACUGAUUAUGCAAAGCCUUUCACUAGUUGUAACAAGGUUUUUGUCAUGCAAAUUAUCUUAAUUGUUUGUAUAGUGGAAAAAACUAUUUCAUUUUAUUUUUGAUGACUUUUUUUGUAAAACUGAAGUCAACCUCACUGGUCAAAUAAACAACCAUGCUCUGUACAAUAA